AUGUGGGAGGUUGUCUGGACAGACCCCGACAGGGAGUCUAGGAAGGAGCAUCGCGACCGCAAGGCCACCGAGCGAGAGCAAAAGGAAAAGUCCCGCGCAGCUAGAAGCUCCAUGUCCACCCGCAGCUCAUCGUCCUCCGACAACAAGCCGUUCAGUUUCUUCGGAUCCAGGAGUCUUAAGAAGACGUUUACCCCGUCCACUAAAUCAUCGGCUCUCAAGGCGCCAAGCAUCGACAGCACGCGCAGAGGCUCGUUGCUGUCUGCAGUCUCGGAGCCGCCCCCGUCGGAGCUACCCUGCAGCCCCGUCACGACGGUUGCCACGGCGGAUCGCACUUAUAUACCCGACCAUUUUAUCGAGGACUCGCAGAGCUCUCCGAGCUCCAACAGAGAUUCCGUGUUUUCAAAAUGGACAGACAACUCAAAAUGGACAGAGACCUCGUUGGCGGUCCCGUGUUCGCCGUGCACUGCAUCCGUGGCCGAGUCGUCGGCCGGAAAAGCCUCCCACUACGUGCAGACCCUUGGGCCUACGUCGUUCAUCACCAAAAGCACCGAGGUGACCAUCCUCCCCCGGACCACCGAGAGCGAGUUGGCCGGCAUGGUCUCUCAUGUCACGAUAACGGCAGAGCCUGUCAAAGAGGAGCCGCCGACGCCGCCGCGGUCUCCAGCCAUACAACCGCAAACGCCUGCUUUCGUGGACAGCCCCGUCAACCUCUUUCCGGGACAGCCCACGCCGAGGCAAUCCCUCCGCCGGGUGCCAUCGUGGACUACCUCCUUCAAGCCCAACAACCCAGACGCCUGGAAACCACCCGACGCCUGGGACUGCUCUCCUGCCGAGGUGCGGACGCCGAUGAUGGACGACGUCAUUGAGGAAACGCCAGAGCUCGAAACCGGACUCUCCCUGUCGAUGGACCUUAGCGGGAUGCAGCGCGAGGUGAGGCGUAUGGCCGCCGCCAGCUCCAGCAUACGUCUGCUGCGGUUGAAGGAGGUCUGGGGCGACACGAACGACGCCAGUCUCUACAAGGAGCUUGAGAUGGAAAAGAAGCGGUGGAUGCUUUCGUCCCUGCACAAUAUGGACAAACCAAUGGACACGGACCAGACGCGAAACGCCCCUAACAAGAUCACGCCGGCCAAGGCAAGAAAGGUUCUUGCUCUCUAUGAGACGCAAGCAACCACUUCGUACCUGGCAGCUGUCCACUUCAACAAGCAGGUCUACCACCUCUCGUCGUCUCCUCUGUCCCACACCCUGUUCCCCAACAUCCAUCCGGUCCUUGCCCCGGCCAUCUCUCCGUCGGCCUUCCCCGUUGCCUCGUCGCUCUUUGGCGCGGUGUACUCUCUCGGCCUCCCGGCGCUGCUCCCCUCGCCCGAGGUGCCCGGCCUCUUGAAGAACGUCCACCGCUGCCUUGCCCAGGGAGGCACGUUCCACCUCACACUCAUCGACCCUCUCCCCGUCACAAGCACCCUGGGCCCACGCAUGCGCUCCUGGAUCGAAGACAACCUCAUCUUCAACCUGGAAAAGAACUUUCGCUGCAUGAACCCGAGCAAGCUGUUCCCUCUCUGGCUGGCAGACGCUUCCCUCCGUGCUGAAGGCAGUACCAUCACCACCGUGAAGUUCUUCGCCAUCCCGCCCACCGACAAGCCGGACACAGCGACGACCGACUCUGAGCAGCUCGCGGAGAGAGCCAUCAAGCAGGAGCUCCGCAGCCUGGUCGGACGCAUGCUCUGGAAAGAGGUGUGGGGACACUUCAUCACGGCCGACCGGUGGUGGUGGGAGCACCCCGACAUUGCGGAGGAGUGCGACCAGCUCAAGACCUCGUGGGAGUACAGCAUCAUCGAGGCAGUCAAGGAUGCGUGA
Messenger RNA from Colletotrichum gloeosporioides, 1851 nucleotides. RefSeq lists its product as uncharacterized. The record is from RefSeq and is a predicted model, not a curated record. The coding region runs from base 1 to 1851 and encodes 616 amino acids. The transcript has 4 exons. Lineage: Eukaryota; Fungi; Ascomycota; Sordariomycetes; Glomerellales; Glomerellaceae.